UGCCAUCUUGGCGGGAAGCCCAUUCACCUUGUGCUCGCAAGAGCUUGUGAAGUAAUGUUAUUAUUUCCUCGUUUGAAAUUGUUUCCACGGAGUAAACAAGUUCAGUUUAAUGUUGUAGUGUUUACUAGAUGUUGUGAAACGUAUGCCAAAUUGGCAAACACUUGUAAGAUGGUUCAGGUGCUUAAUGUCGCAGAGAAAAAUGAUGCUGCCAAAAAUAUUGCAGAACUACUUUCUCGCGGUCGCAUGAACCGCAGAGAAGGAAAAAGCAAAUUCAACAAAAUCUAUGAGUUUGAACAUAAUCUUUUUAACCAAGCUGUAAAAAUGGUAGUCACCUCGGUAUCUGGCCAUCUGUUGUCUUCAGACUUUGUUGGAAAUUACAAGAAAUGGCAAGGGAUAAAUCCCGUUGCCCUGUUUGAAGCACCAAUCCACAAAUUUUGUUCUGAAGAUUAUCAAAAUAUUAAAAGAACCUUAGAAGAUGAAACCAAAAAGAGUAAAUAUUUGAUUAUUUGGACAGAUUGUGAUAGAGAAGGUGAGAACAUUGGCUAUGAAAUAAUCCAAGUGUGUCAAGCAAUUAAGCCCAAUAUUGGGGUGUUUAGAGCAAAGUUUUCUGAAAUUACAUAUCAGUCAGUAGCACGGGCUCUGCAGAAUUUGGGCCCUCCUAAUAAAAAUGUCAGUGAUGCCGUUGAUGUAAGAAUUGAGCUUGAUCUUAGAAUUGGAGCUGCUUUCACAAGGUUUCAGACUCUCAGACUUCAAAAAGUUUUCCCCAACAGUCUUGGACAAUCCAUGAUAAGUUACGGAUCUUGUCAGUUCCCUACAUUAGGUUUUAUCGUCGAGCGCUACAGAGCCAUUGAGGACUUUGUCGAUGAGAAAUUUUGGAAACUGAAGGUUGUCUGGGAACUCAACGAAGAAGAACGCGUGGAAUUUCUCUGGAAAAGACACCAUUUAUUCAACCAGACAGUUGUGCAAAUUCUUCUUGAAAAGUGUCUGGAGAAUCCUGAAGCUGACAUCGUCAAGGUUCAAACAAAGAACAAAAGCAAAUGGAGACCGUUACCAUUGGAUACUGUUGAACUUGAAAAGCUAGCGUCCAGGAAAUUGCGGAUCAACGCCAAAGAAACCAUGAAGAUUGCUGAAAAACUGUACACUCAAGGGUACAUCAGUUAUCCCCGUACUGAAACAAAUAUAUUUCCCAAAGAAUUAGAUCUCAAUCCCCUGGUUCAAUGUCAGACGGUUGAUCCGUCAUGGGGAGGAUUCGCACAACGUGUACUGGACGAAGGAUUGAAUCCUCGCCAAGGCAAAAAAUCUGAUCAGGCCCAUCCUCCGAUCCAUCCGACAAAAUAUGCAGGAAAUUUGGCUAACGAGAACGAACGUAAACUUUACGAGUUUAUCGUCCGCCAUUUCUUAGCCUGCGUCAGCAAAGAUGCCCAAGGUUAUGAAACGGUUGCAGAAAUUCAAAUUCAAGAAGAAGGUUUUGUUGCCAGCGGAUUGCAAAUAGUUGCAAGAAACUAUUUGGAAGUAUAUCCCUACGAGCGAUGGAGUGAUCGUAGUCUUCCUCUGCUCAACCAAGGCGAACAAUUCACUCCAACAUCGAUAACCAUGGAGGAGGGCGCGACUUGUGCACCUCAACUGCUAAGCGAAGCUGACCUGAUUUCGCUGAUGGAAAAACAUGGUAUUGGUACAGACGCCACUCACGCCGAUCAUAUUGAGACGAUCAAAGCACGACAGUACGCUGGUGUGCAAGCCGAUGGACGCUUCUUACCCUGUUCCUUGGGUAUGGGGCUCGUACAAGGUUAUGACGCCAUGGGCAUCGCUCUUUCGAAGCCAAAUCUUAGAGCUGAACUAGAAGCUGAUUUGAAAAGGGUGUGUGACGGAGAAAGAAGUCCGAAUGAAGUUCUGAGAGAGCAGAUUGAUAGAUACCGACAGGUCUUUGUGCAAGCCAUGGAGCAGGUGACAAAAAUCGAUGAAGCCCUUUCGACAUUCUUCGACGAAGAACGACAAGAAGCGCCAGCUCCUUAUCCUGACACGGGUCUGGAUGGAAACACAAGUUACUGCAAAUGUCCAUCUUGCAACUUGGACAUCACUUUGCGACGAAAAAAGGAUAAUAAUGGGUUCUUUUUCUCUUGUAUGGGGUAUCCUCAGUGUAAAAAUGCCAUAUGGUUACCAACUACUGUACAGCAAGUAGAAAUCGAUGCGCAAACGUGUACAGCGUGCCCAUCUCAUCCGCCUCUGGUGCGUUUUAAAUUCAACCCAGGCGCUUACGCUCCGUUUUAUCCUGAUACUCAUCGCUGUUGUAUUGGUGGGUGUGAUCCCAAUUUUAUGGAGCUUCUGGGUAUUCGUCCACUGGUAUCGCAGCCACGGAACCAAAAUAACCCUCAGUCAAAUAACACGAGAACAGCAAACGAAUCGCGAAAUUCUUCUGGUUACGCAUCAGGAUCGCAAAGCUUUGCUUCUUCAGCAAAUAGCACACGUUCCUCUGGCGUGGGAAUUCCGCCUCCCAGACCUCAAGCCCAGCCUCGUCCAGCAACUUCCAGUAAUACUCGAAUUGUAUCCGGUUCUAGUAACAGAAAUACAAGACAACCAGCUCCACCAGCGGCCCCCGCAGCUAACCAAUCAAAUGCUUCAUCACAGCCGUAUUUCCGUCAACCCAUGCCUCUGCCACAGAGGCCUGAAAACAACAGUGAUACCGUGAUUGUGUGUAAUUGUAGCCAAGACGCUAUGCUAUUGACGGUUCGAAAAGAAGGACCCAACACAGGACGGCAGUUUUAUAAAUGUGCAAAACAACAGGAUGGCUGUAACUUCUUCCUGUGGGCCGAUACUCCUGCCCCGGUUCCUUCUAGCAGUGAAGCCGGAGAGGCGACAUUCCGCCAACCAGCUGUCCGGAAUCAACCGCCUGAUGGUGGUGACUCCGAGACGUGCUGUUAUUGCGAUGGUGGUCGCGAACCUGCCACGAUAAGAACCACGCAAAAACCAGGCCCGAAUUGUGGACGUCAGUUUUAUUGUUGUGGCAAACCCCGUGAAGUGCAGUGCAAGUUUUUCGAGUGGGUGGACGACAACGGCGCUAGUGGAGGUGGAUUCGAUCAAGGCCCUCAAGAAGCAUUCGGUAGAGGAGGAGCAGGAUCCAGCCGGGGUACCAUUAGUUCCAGAGGGCGAGGAAGAGGGCGCGGCCGUGGAAGCUCAAAUGAAUCGUCCGCCACCGGAGAAAGAAAAACAAGAAAAUGCGGGAAUUGCGGUCAAGAAGGCCAUACCAGGAAUCGUUGUCCUGAUAUCGAAUAAUAUCACUUUUAAUCGUCCUACCGGCCGAUUUAAUAAAACAGAAAUUGUUUCAUUGGAAGCAUGACAUAGGUUUUGCAGCCAUAAGAUCAAGAAACGUUUUUUGUUCGUUUUAAUUUUUUUAAAUUCCGAUUAUUUGUUGAUGGGAGGUGUGGCGUUAUCCUAAUGUGCUAUUACAAAAGAAGAAAAACA
Daphnia magna is the source of this 3459-nucleotide messenger RNA. RefSeq names its product DNA topoisomerase 3-alpha (gene Top3alpha). Gene Ontology annotation, cellular component: chromosome; nucleus. Gene Ontology annotation, molecular function: DNA topoisomerase type I (single strand cut, ATP-independent) activity; zinc ion binding; DNA binding. Lineage: Eukaryota; Metazoa; Arthropoda; Branchiopoda; Diplostraca; Daphniidae. The record is from RefSeq and is a predicted model, not a curated record. Gene Ontology annotation, biological process: DNA topological change.